Molecule: messenger RNA, 1304 nt
Organism: Solenopsis invicta (red fire ant)
Lineage: Eukaryota; Metazoa; Arthropoda; Insecta; Hymenoptera; Formicidae
Product: ras-related protein Rab-28
Exons: 4
Coding region: 456-1121 (221 amino acids)
Cellular component (GO): endosome; Golgi apparatus
Molecular function (GO): GTP binding; GTPase activity
Source: RefSeq, a predicted model, not a curated record
UUCGCUUCCAAACUUUCAAAUUGCCCGAGACAGCUGGCGCAAGGGUGAGACCUGAAGCGUUCCACCAAACGCAGGUGCGUCGUCGUUGUCUCGAAACGUUACGCACAACAUCGUCGACGUGGUCGUUGUCAUAAGGGGACCCUUCGUAGCUACUAGCCCAGAACCGCUACUAACCGCGAAAUACGCACGCUGGCGAUGGCGCGGCUUCGUUAUCGAUUUUUCGCUAAUUUAUUCAUGCUUGCGAGUAGACGACGACGAUGACGACGACGACGACGCCGUACUGGCCACCACUGCCGGUCGAUUCGGACCUCGUCGGCCACAACACGCGAGCUGCCACAUUCCAUGCCGCGCCAUUAUAGUUGGCCGAGGACCGUCCAGGCAGACGAGUCAUGUCGCUCGCAUGAUCACCACCGAGGAUCACCGCCGAUUCGUUGCGCACCUUCGCCGCGUCCCCGAUGUCGGACGUCGAGGAGGAGUCGGCCGAGAAGCGGCUGAAAAUCGUGCUCGUGGGUGACUCCAAUGUUGGCAAAACCAGCAUCGUCCAGAAGUUUUGCAACAACGAUUUCACUAGGCAGUACGUGCCUACCGCGGGCAUCGACUUCUUCCUCAAGAACAUCACCAUCGGCAACAACAAAAAUGUCAAUCUGCAUUUAUGGGACGUCGGCGGGCUCUCUUUGCAUGGCAACAUGUUGGACAAAUACGUUUUCGGAGCACACAUCGUUCUUUUGGUAUACGACGUCACGAAUAGUUCGAGUUUCGACAUUUUGGAAGAAUGGCUCAGUAAAAUCAAAAGUUUCAUUGACACUUAUGACGAAAUGCCUCUAAUGGCUAUAGUAGGUAAUAAAUGUGACAUGGAACAUCAGAGGACAGUUAAGAGAGAUAGGUCGCAUCGAUUCGCGGCGGAAAACGGAUUUUCUUAUCACGAUAUGUCUGCGAGGACUGGAGAAUCGACGUUUACUUUAUUUUUAGGUAUCUUUAUGCAUAGCAGGUUUAUCGGCGCAAAUCUUGGGUAUCCGAUUAACAAGAACAGAUCAAGACUUUCACAAGCCUAUCAUUAUCGCCGAAAUUGGGGACACGGUAGAUGUGAAUUCAAUACAGAAAAUCGUAAAAAGGAUUCCUAACAAAAAACAAUACCCAAUUUCGUUUCAUCCCCGUUUUCCUAUCUCGAAAUCCGCAGUGUGUGCACUGCAAUGAAUCUCAUCGAAUAUUCUUAGAAUACCUUUUUUACGUAAAUUCAACCAAAUAUUAAUUCUGUUGGAUUCAAUAAAAAUUAUGCAAUUGUAAUUUCAUAAAAGAUAAACACA